Molecule: messenger RNA, 1674 nt
Organism: Schizosaccharomyces cryophilus OY26
Lineage: Eukaryota; Fungi; Ascomycota; Schizosaccharomycetes; Schizosaccharomycetales; Schizosaccharomycetaceae
Product: origin recognition complex subunit Orc2
Exons: 2
Coding region: 1-1674 (557 amino acids)
Biological process (GO): DNA replication
Cellular component (GO): nucleus; nuclear origin of replication recognition complex
Molecular function (GO): DNA replication origin binding
Source: RefSeq, a predicted model, not a curated record
AUGGUGUUGGGUCACGGUAUCAUAGAUACCGUAUUAGACAACACACGAAGGGAGCCUGAGCAACUUGAGAACAACAAAACACGUUUGUUCGGCAGCAAUGAGCUAUGGAUAGAUGAAAUGUCCGAGAAUAUUCCGUCUACACCGAAAAAGAGCUCUGCAGAUAGCUUCUGGCAAGUUCCUUCGAACCCAGUGACUCCUAGAACGCCUGGACAUCGUGUUUUACGACAAGCGGGACCCAAUACCAAGGAGCGCUCUGCUAAACGGCGGCGGGGCCGCUUGGAAAUUCAGCAACAUUUUCUUGGAGAAGUUGAUGAAAAUUUGGCUUCUGACGCUCUUUUGGACACGCCUCGAUUCCAGUCGCGUGUUCCUCCCUCACCUUCUUUUAACGUGUCGUCUCCAUCAAAGGGGCGGCUUCUAGAUCAUAGAGAGAUUGAAGAUACUGAUGGAAAUGCCUUUGAACUGACUUCUUCUCCAUCGGCGAAUCGAAUAUCUUUAGCUUCAUUUCAACCAAGCUCGUCCAUUUCAGAAGGAGAAGUUGAUGAAAGCCAAAAAUUACAGGGUUUAGAGGCAUUGGAGGAAGAAGAAAAUGAAAAAGAUUCUUCUCCUCUGAACGAGGAUAUUGGCCAUGGCCCCGGUUUCGAUGAAUAUUUUGACAAGUUUUCCCAGAGGAAAACGUCCAGCAAUACUUUAUCGCAGCUUCCUCUUGUAGACAACCAGCUAUAUCUGGAUACCAUCCAGAAAACAGUCCUAGAAAACGACCGUUUCACUCAAACUCUCGUUCACUUUCAAUCUCGGAACUUUCAACAGUGGUUUUGUGAGGCUGUAUUUGGAUACAAUUUGCUAUUUUAUGGCUUUGGAUCAAAAGAGCACUUUCUUUCUACAUUUGUUGAACAAAAAUUUCACGGGUUUCCAGUCUUUGUUGUCAAGGGUUAUUUUCCACAUUUGCAAUUGAAAUCAGUGUUGACUGCAUUUCUCGAGUUUUUAGAAGUUGUUCCCUCUAGUGCCUCUGUCCCCGAUAUGUUGCAACAGGCCCUCUCUGUAUUAGAAUCCGGCGAAAGAGCAUUUGAUAAAGCUGUAAUCUUAGUCCACAACAUUGACGGAGAGGAUUUAGUAGAUGAACGAUUCCAAUCAGCUUUGGCAAACAUUGCAGCUUCUCCCAAUGUUUAUUUUUUCGCCUCUGUCGAUCAUGUUAACUUUCCUUUACUAUGGGAUUCUUCUCUUGAAUCGUUAUUCAACUUUGUUAUGCACGAUGCUACCACGUUUGCCCGUUACUAUAAUGAGACUACAUACGAAAACUCUCUUGGCAUUGGACGCGCCAAUGUUUCCAAUAAAGAAAAGGCUAUUAAGCAUGUUUUAUAUUCUUUACCUGCCAACUCUAGAGAAAUCUUUAAGCUUUUGCUUAUCCAUCAGCUUGAACGCCUUGCUGAUUUUGCAGAUUCUACUAGUAUACGACCUAGCGAGCGAAUCGGAAUCGAGUAUAAGGCGUUUUAUCAAAAGUGCAGCUCCGAGUUUUUGUGUAGUAAUGAGCUUAAUUUUCGUUCUCAACUCACAGAGUUCUUUGAUCACCAUAUUAUUGAAAUGAAACGAGACUCCACAAAUAUGGAGAUAAUAUGGAUCCCUCACCCGGCAGAUUUAUUAGAGAAUUUAUUACAGGACAUGAUGGAAGAUAUUUGA